UAUUUGACGAUCUUACUUUUUCUAUUGAACCUAUAGAAGAAGAAUUGGAUGUACCUCCUUUGCAACCUGAUACAGAUGUUGUACAGAUACAAGACACAAAAAAUGAACUAAAGAAAGAAGUUGAUAAUAGUAAAGACAAGAUACAGAAGAUUCGUAAUAAUCUUAGAAAAGCUUUAGGACCCAGACGUGCUGCCCAAGCAUGGAAAUGUGCUGAACGAAUUUAUCAACUUCUCCAAGUUUGUGGAUUACCUUAUCUUUAUUUCACUAUGACAAUUACCUUUAGUAACUUGGAAGAAUUAAAUGAAGAAAACUUUUUGACAUUGUUAAGAGAAGUUAGAAUUCACGGAGUUCAUUCUUAA
Molecule: messenger RNA, 359 nt
Organism: Ambispora leptoticha
Lineage: Eukaryota; Fungi; Glomeromycota; Glomeromycetes; Archaeosporales; Ambisporaceae
Source: the annotation of a GenBank genome assembly